Messenger RNA from Paracoccidioides lutzii Pb01, 534 nucleotides. RefSeq lists its product as hypothetical. The record is from RefSeq and is a predicted model, not a curated record. The transcript has 2 exons. The coding region runs from base 1 to 534 and encodes 177 amino acids.
AUGGCAACCCAAACGCAGACCAGUUCCGGCACGGAAUCAAACUCAUCUCUGCUUUCUUCAUCUACUUCUCCGAAAAUGGAAGACACCGAAUACAUCUCCUUCAGCCCCAACUUUGCCUACUACGAGCCUCGAUCGGCAAGUGCCAAAUGCCAUGAAUGGAAGCGGGUCCCCAUGCAAUACGACCAUGAAAUUUACCUCCAACUCACAGCAGGCGAGGACGGUACUAUUGAGAAAACAGCAAACCAGGUCUAUCUCGAGGAACGAGAAAGACUCCUACAAUCCAGGUCCCAAGACCCAGCCGUCUACGAUCCUCAACAAGAUGCCCCAAGUCCAAUAGAUUUUGAAUGCGCUGAAAGGCAGAGGAUAAAGGCUAUUGAGUAUCGGCGUGGGAUGCAGAAGCCCGUAUUGAGAAUACGUACAUCACCAACAAUGGAAAGCAGGUCAAGAUCCAUGUCGGAAACGUCUGAAACGUCGAUGGGGGUGAGGAUGAAAGCGACGAUGUCAGCGGAGGAAGACUGGGUGAGUGGGAUUUGA